GGUUUACGGUUCUCCUCCUCGGCACCUAACGUGUUGCCGACGCCUACAAAUAUAUCUCUCUUGUCCUAUUUGAGUGUUCCCUUCCUGUGGAGGUCGAAUCCAGCCGGCUGUAAUCUCGAGCUCUGCGGCAUCCUUCGGCUGCAGACAUCCCCAAACUUCUUUCCACUUCACCAUCAGAAUUUAUAGGCUAAAAUGGUUGAGCUCCUGUUCGAGGAUAUCUUCACGGUGACCAGAAUCGAUCCUGAUGGCAAAAAGUUCGAUAAAGUGUCUAGGAUUGAAGCACGGAGUGAGCAGUUUGAUAUGUACAUGCAAUUAGAUGUGAAUUCGGAGCUUUAUCCACUUCAUGUUGGGGAAAAAUUCACAAUGGUUCUUGCUUCAACUCUCAAUUUCGAUGGAACACCUGACUCCGGUUAUUUCAUGCAGGGACAGAAGAAGUCACUUGCAGACAAAUAUGAGUAUGUUAUGCAUGGCAAACUCUAUAAGAUUUCAGAAGAGAGCGCCGGUGGCCCUGAUAUAAAAGUAGAGAUUUAUGUGUCAUUUGGCGGUCUUCUAAUGUUGCUGAAGGGGGAUCCCUCAAAUGCAGCCAACUUUGAACUGGACCAGAGGCUAUUCCUACUCAUUAGGAAAGUCUAAUCAAACCUAUAUUUAGCCUUAAUAAUUAAUUAUUAUUAUGUAAUUCUAAGAUGAGAACAAACUUAGUGUUUAUGGAAGGCUUCUUGAACUGUUGUUUUAUGUAAAUUUUGGUACCUUAUAUCUGUUGGUCAUGCGUCUCUGCCUUUGCAUUGGAAAA
Molecule: messenger RNA, 790 nt
Organism: Phalaenopsis equestris
Lineage: Eukaryota; Viridiplantae; Streptophyta; Magnoliopsida; Asparagales; Orchidaceae
Product: DNA-directed RNA polymerases II, IV and V subunit 8B-like
Exons: 4
Coding region: 193-633 (146 amino acids)
Biological process (GO): DNA-templated transcription
Cellular component (GO): RNA polymerase II, core complex; RNA polymerase I complex; RNA polymerase III complex
Molecular function (GO): DNA-directed RNA polymerase activity
Source: RefSeq, a predicted model, not a curated record